Molecule: messenger RNA, 567 nt
Organism: Aspergillus mulundensis
Lineage: Eukaryota; Fungi; Ascomycota; Eurotiomycetes; Eurotiales; Aspergillaceae
Product: ribosome biosynthesis protein NIP7
Exons: 3
Coding region: 1-567 (188 amino acids)
Biological process (GO): ribosome assembly; ribosomal large subunit biogenesis
Cellular component (GO): nucleus; nucleolus; preribosome, large subunit precursor
Molecular function (GO): RNA binding
Source: RefSeq, a predicted model, not a curated record
AUGCGCGCCCUCACAGAAGAAGAGACACAGACGCUUUUCAAGAAGCUCGCCGAAUACUGCGGGUCAGGCCUGAAGGAGCUUAUCAAGCCUCUCGAUAACUCCCCCAACGCCGACCGCUAUGUCUUCCGACUCUCCGGAAACCGCGUAUACUACGCUCUCCUCUCCCUAGCCAACGCCGCCACCGCAUUCCCCCGCGACCAGCUCCUCUCCCUCGGAAUCUGCAUGGGCAAAUUCACCAAGACCGGCAAAUUCCGCCUGCACAUCACCGCCCUCCCCAUCAUCGCCGAAGUCGCACGCAACAAGAUCUGGAUCAAGCAGAACGGCGUCAUGCCCUUCCUGUACGGCUCGAAUGUCGCCAAGGCCCACGUCGCAAAGCUACCGGAUGAGAUGGGCGAACACAGCGGUGUCAUCGUUUGCACGCAGGAUGAUGUUCCGCUUGGAUUCGGGAUCACGGCCAGGAGUACGGCUGAGGCGAGGAGGUUGGAGCCUACGGGUGUCGUCUGCUUCCGACAGGCGGAUUGCGGCGAGUACCUGCGUGAUGAGGAUACGCUGUUUGCUUCCGGGUAA